AUAAUUUCUUUAAAUUAAAUAAAGAAAAAUCCCCAAAAGGGCGAAGAAAGAAAAAUCCUCUGGGAUUUAUUAAAAAACAACGACGAAAUCGAAAGAAAAAGGAGUUGCAGACAUCCGGGGAGAGAGAACAACUCUCCUCUAAAGGCUUCCCAAAAAUGCAGGGAUCCAAAGCAGCCAUUAGUUUAUUCCAAUUUCAAGUUGUGGUUAUUUCAGUUUGUCUCUUCUCAUUCUCUUCCACUCUCAAGAUCGGAGAAACUUGCUCCUCCGGCGCCAAAUGCGAUUCCGGUCUUCUUUGCAGCACUUGCCCUGCCAAUGGAAACACGCGGCCGAGAUGCACUCGUGUCCAGCCUAUAAGUCCAACGUCGAAGGUGAAGGGUCUGCCAUUCAAUCGUUACUCAUGGCUUACGACUCACAACUCCUACGCUCGUUUCGGCGACAAAUCGGCGACGGGAUCGAUCCUCAUCGCGCCCACCAAUCAGGAAGACACCAUCGCCAGUCAACUGAACAAUGGAGUUCGUGGGCUGAUGUUGGAUAUGUACGACUUUCUGAAUGAUAUUUGGUUGUGCCACUCCUUCGGUGGCCAGUGUCUGAAUGCCACUGCAUUCCAACCAGCGAUCAACGUGUUGAGAGAAAUUGAGAAGUUUUUAGGAGCAAACCCUGAAGAGAUUGUCACGAUCUUCAUAGAAGACUACGUGAACUCUCCACAAGGUUUGAGUAAGGUGUUCGAUGCUUCUGGGCUGAAGAAGUAUUGGUUCCCAGUUUCCAGAAUGCCCCAAAAGGGUGAGGAUUGGCCAACCGUAGAUGAUAUGGUAAAGCAAAACCAGAGAUUGCUAGUUUUCACCUCUAAAGAAUCGAAAGAGACAUCGGAAGGCAUUGCUUAUGCGUGGCGUUAUGUCAUCGAAAGUCAAUAUGGGGAUGAAGGAAUGAAGCCUGGAUCCUGUCCAAACAGAGGAGAGUCGCCCCCGAUGGAUACGAAGACGAGAUCCUUGAUCCUCAUGAACUAUUUUACUACUAAUCCCAACACAACAGCCGUUUGCUCAGAAAAUUCAGUCCCAUUAAUCAGCAUGAUGAAUACUUGCCAACAAGCAGCUGGCAAACGGUGGCCAAAUUUCAUCGCUGUUGAUUUCUAUCAGAGGAGCGAUGGUGGAGGGGCUCCAGAAGCUGUGGAUGAAGCCAAUGGUCAUCUCACUUGCGGGUGUAAUAAUAUCGCCUAUUGCAAGGGAAAUGCCACAGGUGUAUGCGACAACCCACCGAUUUCUCCCCCUCCACCGGCCGCCUUGGAACCAGCGGAAGGCGACUCCAAUGAAGCCCACUUUAAUGGCAGACCAGUGGAGCUCAGGUGGUUGGUCGGAGCAAUUUUGUCCAUGACACUGUUACUACGCCUCAAUUAGUCAUUAUUCUGGUAGUCUCUGCUCUUCAGUGUGGGGAACCACACGCCACUCCCCCCUUCGAUAACAUUGACAACCAGUUGAUCUCCCGUACUACGGAUACAAAUUAUACUUGAUCUCCCUUCGAAUAUUAAACUUUUUCAAUUCAAACACGUUUGAGAAUGCUUCUGAAAGCAGUUCCUUUGUUUAUUAAAAUAUAUGAAUACAGCUGAGAAAUGAUCAAUGAUGCAUACAGCUGGAUAAUGGAUAAGUCGCAUGGCAUUCAAUGCUAGUUUUAAAUGGCAUUAAAGUCAUCAUCAAUAAGAAAGGUACAAAUCUAUCAAAAA
Momordica charantia (bitter melon) is the source of this 1714-nucleotide messenger RNA. Its product is annotated as PI-PLC X domain-containing protein At5g67130. Gene Ontology annotation, biological process: lipid metabolic process. Lineage: Eukaryota; Viridiplantae; Streptophyta; Magnoliopsida; Cucurbitales; Cucurbitaceae. Gene Ontology annotation, molecular function: phosphoric diester hydrolase activity. The record is from RefSeq and is a predicted model, not a curated record.